AUGGCUCUUCCUAGUGCGAAAUUUGCGGCAGUCUUCGACGCCCUCCCUCGCGAUGUACAGGAUACCAUUGUACAGAAGCAAUUGAUCCCUCUUUUGGACUCAACGAGCCAGAGCAAAAAGAGGAAGAUUCUCAAAAGCGCCUCCAGGAUGAAGCGACGGCACGCGAACAUUCCUGUUCUCGACAUUAAGGCCAAGAAGCGAGAAGUCAACUCCCUCCUCGACGAGCUCCAUCGCGACUCCAAGCGGUCUUUCAUCAAGGAGCGCUCACAUCGCGCAGAGCUCCUCGAGGAGACGGUUGAGAGCGUGACAUCCUGGCUCAACGACAUCUGGAGGGUCGUUUACGAGCAUAACGUCGACUUUAUGCUCGCGCAUCGAUGUCUGCUGUUCACCGUGAACACCCUCUAUCAAGUGGGACACGGGCGUGCGAGCUGUCGUUGCGCCUUUUCCAGCAUGUAUGUUCCGAUCGCGCUCAAGACCCGAACAUCCAAGGUCAUCAAAUCUUGGAAUGUCAACGGGGCGCAUAACAUCGACGAAGUACUUCACUUCAUAUGGCGCGACCUCUUCCUCAGUCUCCUGGCCACGGGAAACCAACGCUUCAUCAGCAAGAUCCCGGAGAUGCUUGAUGAGAUUGAGGAUGUUUUGGGAUGGACGGCUUUGGAGCGGCUGUUGUAUGGUGGUCGGAAAUGUCCCCACGAUGUCGAUGAUCCGGAUGAGAUUUUUGAAGACUCGUACUCCGACGAGGACGAUGAGGACGCCUACACGGACGAAGACAGCGACCUGGACGAUCCGGUCAAUGGGCUGGACAACUGGUUGCCGUAUCCAAUCCAGCCUAAGUCAUCACCCUCUCAUGCGAAGCAUUGGUCCCCCCGCAUCAGCAUGAAGAUGCCUCAGUUUCGACAACAUGUUCAUGCUGCUAUGAUGACUGUGUUCAAGGUCAACCCCUCCCUCCGCCUGUACUCUUCGCUCGUUGCAAGCUCCAAUGACCCCGACACCACUUCCUCCGAGCUCAUGCGUUGGCUCGCCGACUAUGCUACAUCUUGCCCAGAAGCCUUCGCCGCCGCGAUUGACAUCCACUCGUUGGAAGGCAACCGUGCCCAACUCAUCUCACUACUGAAUACCCAUUCCCACCUCCUACGCCCCCGCGACGCUGUGGCCUUUCAAGGUGCCAUCCUUUCCCUCGCCAAUGAUCCUGUGCAUCAACCCCGCGCGCUGGAGAUGGUAGAGAAGGAGAUGCUAGACACUGCGCGGGCCGUACGGGCUGCGCUGUCGGGCCCUUUCGCCCUUGUCGACAUGCAGGAGAACCGCGUCGAACUCGAGGCGAUCCUCAAGCUCCGGUCUUCCGCACCUGGCCGCCAAGAUCGCAUCGAGCAUUGGGUUGACAACAUCUCGACUCCGGGCGCCCAGCACGCCAACCCUCUUGCGCUCGCGGCUAUGGUCAUGGGCAUGUUCGUCCCGGCCCUCGAUGGUACAGAUGAUGGGGACAUGCUAGGGUAUCUAGACAUCGACCCGAACGACCCCGACACCGAAGAUCUCCGCGACGAGUUCCGUCCUCGACUGAAGCAGCGCUUCGAAGGCUGGGCAGACACUGCAGUACAACUUCCGGGCGGUCCGCAAGUCGCGCUGAAGGUGUACAAGGAGCUCGUCAAGACCAUGCCGUGGCUACGCGCCGCGGACGUCGUCGAGGAGAUGGCGGGCCGUCUCGCGGACAAGCCCAGCAAGCAGUACCUCGUCGACGCCAUGGACGCCCUCUGCGCCUUCGCCAAGGUCCAGCGCCGCAAGCUCUCCGCGUCCCGGGCAGAGAAGAAGCGCGCCGCGCCCGCGACUUCCGCGACCGCCUCCACCUCCACCACCCCCGGCACCGCGACGCCGCUCACCAUGCCCACCGCCGCGGUCUUCGACCCCCUCCUCAACCCCGCCGGCGGACCCUUCCCCGUCACCGUGGAGGACGACCGCGCGGAAACCCCGCCGCCGCCUCUCGAGCCCGUCACCCCGACGCAGGGGACCGCGCCGCUGCCGCAGGCGUUCGCGCCGCCGCCGCCGCCGGCCCCCGCGCAUGCACAUGCACAUGCACCCCAGCCCAUCGCCGCGGUGCCUGCAGGGCUCUUCGGGUUCUACGCGGGGCUGUUCAACGGCCCGCCGCCGCCUCAGGAUGGGUUCUUCGGCUGGCAGCCCGAUGGGAUGGACGACGUAGACUGA
Messenger RNA from Epithele typhae, 2196 nucleotides. RefSeq lists its product as uncharacterized. Bases 1 to 2196 code for a protein of 731 amino acids. The transcript has 5 exons. The record is from RefSeq and is a predicted model, not a curated record. NCBI's taxonomy places the organism in Eukaryota, Fungi, Basidiomycota, Agaricomycetes, Polyporales, Epitheliaceae.